This is a messenger RNA of Ailuropoda melanoleuca (giant panda), 293 nucleotides long. RefSeq names its product ATP-binding cassette sub-family A member 2-like. The annotation marks the transcript as partial. The record is from RefSeq and is a predicted model, not a curated record. The transcript is spliced from 2 exons. NCBI's taxonomy places the organism in Eukaryota, Metazoa, Chordata, Mammalia, Carnivora, Ursidae.
CUAGCACCAUCGAGCCCGAGGCGCUGCGGCAGGGCAACAUGAGCUCGCUGGGCUUCACGAGCAAGGAGCAGCGGAACCUGGGCCUUCUCGUGCACCUUAUGACCAGCAAUCCCAAGAUCCUGUACGCGCCCGCGGGCUCUGAGGCAGACCGCGUCAUCCUCAAGGCCAACGAGACCUUUGCCUUUGUAGGCAACGUGACCCACUACGCCCAGGUGUGGCUCAACAUCUCCGCGGAGAUCCGCAGCUUCCUGGAGCAGGGCCGGCUGCGGCAGCAUCUACGCUGGCUGCAGCAG